Molecule: messenger RNA, 1299 nt
Organism: Stylonychia lemnae
Lineage: Eukaryota; Ciliophora; Spirotrichea; Sporadotrichida; Oxytrichidae
Source: the annotation of a GenBank genome assembly
AUGGGUUGUGGAGGAAGUAAAUAACCAAGCACAAUAUAACCGUAGAAGGUAGAUGAAAAUGGCAAGAUCAUCCAAGAGGGUAACACAACAAACGGGGAUGUUAUGGGUUUAAAUGCUCCUAUUAGUGAUAUAGAAAGCAAUUAAUUGCUGUUUGAAGGAGGAAGCAAUCAGCAAACUAGAGUCUUAAAUAGUGUCAAUUAAUCACAUUAAAAUCUUAAAAAUUACCCAAAAGUGGAUCUAAGCACAGCAGCCUUUCUCUAGGAGAUCAAGGGCAAGAAUAAGUUUAAUUGGAUAAACGUCAACAAUAACACUGUAAAUCUGCUGACAGCAUAAUUCUACUUUGUCUAUGACUAGGACCAGAAUAUAUUCAGAAUCAAGAAUGAUGCAAGCAGAUAUACAGUUAGCACACUCAGUUGGAAUUAUUUGGAGGAUUAUGAGGUUUUUGAGUUUAAGCUUAAGGAUGUGAAGUAUGUAGAUCUUAAAUAUAAAUAGGAGAAGCUGAUUGAAAAACCUGUAGAGUUCUAAUUUGAUGUUUCAAUAGAGGGUCUUUAUAAAGGGAUGCCAGAAGUUGAAACUACUUUGAGAGAAACUUAUCCUAUUCUUGGAGGAAAUCUGUAGCAGUCUACGGAUCUAGAAAAGCAGCAUGUGCUCAAAUUUCUUGAUGACUCUUUGAAAUAAUUCUGGUUGGGUCUUGUUGAAAAUCAAGUUACAAUCGGUGAUCCUGAAGAAAAUCAAACUCUAAAACUUGAUGAAAAUGUUAAAAUAUCCAAAGAAAAAUUUAUGGAUAAAAUCGAUAUUUAUAGAUUUAGCAAAAUUGAAAAUUAAGACACAAAAAAGCUUAUUGGGCAUAUUUAAGAGAAACUAAUAAAUGAUCAAGACUACAGUAAGACUUUUUAUGAAAAGUUAAAACCAUCAAGUCAGGUUGCCUUCAUUCCUGAUAUUGUCUAAAAAGAUUAAAUUCUAAGAUAAGACUUGCCUAAUUAAGGUCUUAAUGACAUUAAAUUCCUAAAAACUUAGAGAAAUUAUUCAUUUAACACCUAGAUGAUGCUUGAAUCAUUAAGACCAAUCUUAAGUUAGCAGACUAACAUGAAGAAAAUAGUAUAUACUAAAGAUUAAAAACAAAUUGCUAUUGACAUUGUUUAUGAUAGUAAAUUGGUGCUCUGUCAUUGGAAUGAUUUAGUUGGUUAUGACACCAAAUAAUUUUAGAUUGAAAUGAAACAAUUUAGAAAGUUUAGCUUUGAAAGUUUAGAUAAGAUCAAGCUAGAACUUAUUGAAGAGAAAUUAGUAGCUGCACAAUGA